CACCACUACACCCUCCAUCCACCAAAUACCACCCACCCACCAUGGCUGACCCCCUCCCCCACGUAUCCAACUGGAUCAACGGCGCCCACGCCGCCGCGACCCCGCAACGCAUCACCGUCCUCAACCCCGCAACCUCGACGCCCCUCGCAACCAUCGACGCCACGCCCGAGACCACAAUCCACAGCAUCAUCGCGCACUCGCUCACAACCUUCCAAACGGGCACCUGGGCGCGCGCCUCCGCCACCACGCGCUUCAGCGUCCUCACCAGCGCCGCGCGCCUCCUCCGCGCGCAACUGCCGGAGCUGAUCGCCCUCGAAACCGCGCAAACGGGCCGGCCGAUCCGGGAGAUGCGCACGCAACUCGCGCGGGUCCCGGAAUGGCUGGAGUAUUUCGGGGCCCUGGCCCGCACACACGAAGGCAGCGUGCCGCCGUUCAAGGGUCCGGGCGUGGUGAACACGCUGACGCGGCAGCCGCUGGGCGUGGUGGCGCUGAUCACGCCGUACAACCACCCGCUGCUGAUCGCGACGAAGAAGCUCGCGGCGGCGCUGGCGGCGGGCAAUGCCGUCAUUCUGAAAGCGUCGGAGCUGGCGCCCUUGUCCGUGCUGCGUCUGGGCCCGCUCUUCCAGGCGGCCGGGCUGCCGGACGGGGUGCUGCAGAUCGUCAGCGGGUAUGGGGCGGACACCGGCAGGUUUGUGUGUGAGAGUCCCGCGCUGGCGAAGAUCGAUCUGACCGGGGGUCUGGCGACGUAUCGCGCCGUCGCGGCUGUCGCGACGCCGAAUCUCAUCCCCAUUACCGCCGAGCUCGGCGGGAAGGCGCCGGUGUGUUUGUUUGCCAGUCUCGAGGUCGAGACGGCGGUGCAGGCGGCCUUGUUUGCGGGGUUUAUCGCCAGCGGGCAGACGUGUGUCACGGGGAGUCGGCUGUUGGUGCAUCGGGAUAUUUAUGGGGAAUUCAAAGAGGUGUUGGAGCGAAGGGUGCGCGCGUUGCGGGUCGGGGAUCCCACGGCCGAGGCGACGCAGAUUGGGCCGGUGAUUUCGCAGGCGGCGGUGGAGAGAUGCACGGCCUUUGUGGAGAGGGCUGUGCAGGAGGGGGGAAGGGUUCUCUGCGGUGGGGGGCGUGUGGCCGGCCAGAAGGGGUUCUAUUUCGAGCCCACGGUGAUCGAGACGCAGGCGGACUCCGACCUGGCGUGCAACGAGGUCUUUGGCCCCGUCAUCGCGUUGAUCAAGUGCGAGUCCGAGGAGGAGGUCGUGCGCAUCGCCAAUAGUACGGCUUACGCGCUGGGGGCCUCGGUCUGGACGAAUGAUUUCAAGCAGGCGCAUCGCGUGGCGGACCAGAUCGAGGCUGGGAUUGUGUGGAUCAACGGCCAUCAUUUGAACGACCCUUCGUCGCCCUGGGGUGGGUUCAAGGAGAGUGGGAUUGGCAAGGAGAAUGGCCUGGCUGCCUACGAGAGCUAUACCAAGCUCAAGAGUACGGUCGUCAAUUAUGGGGUGCCGCCGGUUUGGUUCGACGACGAGCCCAAGGAUGCGCGGUAUGGCUAGGGGUGAGACGGUGUCUGUGCCUGUAGAUGUUAGUUUGAUGCUGGGUUGCAGGUCUACAAUGCGAUUCUCGUUCGAUGAAG
Aspergillus japonicus CBS 114.51 is the source of this 1615-nucleotide messenger RNA. RefSeq names its product putative aldehyde dehydrogenase family protein. Lineage: Eukaryota; Fungi; Ascomycota; Eurotiomycetes; Eurotiales; Aspergillaceae. Bases 42 to 1535 code for a protein of 497 amino acids. Gene Ontology annotation, molecular function: aldehyde dehydrogenase (NAD+) activity. The transcript has a single exon. The record is from RefSeq and is a predicted model, not a curated record.